CCUGAGGAUGAAACGCAACGAACCUCAGAUCUCAGCGCCCACUCCGUACGGUGAAUUUGUUAAAACGAUGCUUGCCCACAUUCCCAUCUCACCCCGGACGCUCCCUUUUAUUCUUCUCUUUCUCUCUUAUACCUUAGCUACUGGAUAGCCCUACCUCUUCACGACAUCUGAAAUAUUUAAUCCCUAAUCCCUCGUCCAGGCCGUUACUAAAUCGGCUGCUGUGCCUAGCUAUACGCGCCCGCAUCAUUGCUCCCCCACCAAACACUCCCGAACACCUUACAGACCACCACAGUCCACCGCCCGCCCGCCAAAAUGGACACAAACACGCUGGACCCAGAGAAGAAGCUCCCAGAAGUUAACCCCCGCCUCCCACGCAGCAGCACGACGCCAGACGAGCCAUGGCUCCGCUACGUCAACAUCGACAUCAUCGCGUACGUGCUCAGUUACACGCUGUUCCACCCGUGGACGUCGUGGGUGCUGGUGCUGUGUCUGCGCGCGCAGCACACGCCGUGGCACCACACGGAGAUCCAGGUCGCGAUGGCGUGGGCGUUCGCCAUGUCGACGGUCAGCUUCUUCAACGUCAUGAGCGACCGGAUUGCGUUCGGGGCGCCGAGGGAGGUCGAUCUCGCGGAGGAGGUCAUUGUCAUUACUGGGGGUGUCGAGGGAUUGGGGGGUCUGCUCGCGGAGACGUACGGCAUGCGGAAUGCGAAUGUCGCUGUGCUGGAUACGAAGAGGGUUGGUGAGGACGAGGCGGAGGAGAAGGGCGUGCUGUACUAUGAAUGCGACGUGGGAGACGCCGAGCAGGUCGAAGCUGUCGCGAAGGAGAUUGUCGAAGACCUCGGCCCUCCAACGAUCCUAAUCAACAACGCCGGCAUCGUCCGCCCGAAACCCAUCCUCGACUCCACCGCCGCAGAAGUCGAACAAACCUUCCGCACCAACACCCUCUCCCACUUCAACACCCUCCGAACCUUCCUCCCGCACAUGCUCCGCGAAGGCCGCGGCACCAUCGUCACCGUGUCCUCCGUCCUCGGGCACCUCGGCGCCGCCAACCUCUCCAGCUACACGGCCUCGAAAGCCGCUCUCCACGCCCUCCACCAGUCCCUCCGCGCGGAGCUCGCGCAGAACCCAGAGGCCAGGGACAUCAAGACGAUUCUCGUGUCGCCGGGCCAGAUGAGCACGAACAUGUUCGCGGGCGUGGAGACGCCGUCGAGUUUCUUCGCGCCAGUCGUGCGGCCCGUCGACGUUGCGAAAGAGAUUCUGAGGCUCGUGGAGAAGGGCGAGAGCGGGGAUGUCGUGUUGCCGCUUUACUCGAGCUGGAUUUCCGUGCUUGGGUUGCUGCCUGCGGGGAUGAAGGCGCUUGUUAGGAGGUGGAGUGGCGUUGACACUGCAAUUGCGAAGGCGGGUCUCGUCCAGGCGGGGAGGGCCGUCGAGAAGUCGGGGUAGAUGUGUGCACAUAUGGAUGGAGAGAUAGAUACCCUCGGGGUGUGAUGCGAAGCACCGCAACG
Aaosphaeria arxii CBS 175.79 is the source of this 1505-nucleotide messenger RNA. RefSeq names its product NAD(P)-binding protein. Bases 313 to 1443 code for a protein of 376 amino acids. The record is from RefSeq and is a predicted model, not a curated record. The transcript has 3 exons. NCBI's taxonomy places the organism in Eukaryota, Fungi, Ascomycota, Dothideomycetes, Pleosporales. Gene Ontology annotation, molecular function: oxidoreductase activity, acting on the CH-OH group of donors, NAD or NADP as acceptor.